This is a messenger RNA of Pundamilia nyererei, 1395 nucleotides long. It is a transcript of the gene nat14, whose product is annotated as N-acetyltransferase 14 (GCN5-related, putative). The record is from RefSeq and is a predicted model, not a curated record. Gene Ontology annotation, molecular function: N-acetyltransferase activity. Bases 289 to 1119 code for a protein of 276 amino acids. NCBI's taxonomy places the organism in Eukaryota, Metazoa, Chordata, Actinopteri, Cichliformes, Cichlidae. The transcript is spliced from 4 exons.
AUGGCGUAGGCAGCCACAUUGAAAGCGUAUAACGGGCAUAAAAUAGAGUAAGCUUGUAUUCAUAAUUCCCUUCUUUCUGCAAGAAAACAUAUGAUGGUCAUUCAGUGAAACGUACCAAACGUACACGGGCUAAAAACCAACAGAAACGCACAGAGCGCGUUUCCCACCUUUCAGCUUGAUCUGAGGUACUCUGUGCAGAAGGCUCCCUGUGCAGACGGUGUGGAUGCUGAAGUUUGCAACGUAAGACAGCGUUGGAGCAGGCCAGCUGUUUGAGCAAAAAGCCUAAAUAUGGUGAGGCUGGAGCUUGACCAGGUGGUGAUAAAGAGGAUGAAGGAGGAGGACAUCGAAAUUGUGAAAGCCCUUAUCAAGGAGGGCUGCGAGGGCACGGAAAAUCGUCUCAUCCUCCACAUCCUCACUCGCCCACUCUGCCUUUUCAUCCUGGCUGUGUUUUCCUCAAUUCUGCGCUGCCUUGUCCACUCUUUCAUCCUGGCCCUUGCUAUACCUGUCUUCCUGUUAAUUGUCUUUCUCAAAAUCACCAUGCCGCGGUCAACCGGGGUCCUGGGCAGCAGCCGGCCCUACUGGGACUAUGUGGGUAGCAGCUACAGAGAGGCACAGGAUGACACCCUGCAGAAUCCCUACUGCCGGAUCAGUGGCAAGACACCAUUUACAAAAAAGCCAAAGCGCCGAGCUGGAUCCAAAGACAAGGACAAAGAGACGACAACAGAAAAGAUCACUCCAGAGAGGGAGCAGGCAGCAGGGCAGGUCUGGCUGGCAGAGUGUGAGGGAGAUAUCCUGGGCUGCAUCUUCCGGGAGGGCGAGACACGAGCGGGCAUCAGCAGGAUUUGCAGGCUGGUGACAGGCUCCUGGUACCGCAGGGAGGGCCUCGGUCGGCUGCUUGUCCAAAGCCUGGAGCAGAGAGAGAGGGACACAGGGGCACACAGAGUGUAUGCACACGUCCCCUACCCCUCAAAGUUGGGGGAAGCCUUCUUCAGGAAACUGGGUUAUCGCCAGCUUGGGGUGGAAACUAGUGAUGAAGAUGAUAUGGAACUGAAACAAGAGAGUCCUGAGAGAGGCUUCCUGGGCUACCCCCUCACUAAAGUGUAUUACAAAGACUUGUGAUCGAGUUUUAAUGGACACGUGCAGUUUAAAAGGUAAAGAAGUGCGUCUGAUUUCUGCGGCAGCAUGUUCAAGUAUUUCAUUUUUGUAAUCUUUGUGUUAUUUAUUCGAUUAUUUAUUGAGUGUGCUGCUAUCCCGAGGAUUCAUUGUUUUGAGUUUAUUUUUUAUCAUCUCGUCAUUUUCAUUUAGAUGAAAAACGGAUUCUUUAUUUAAUCAUUCAAAGAUUGCAUGAUCAUGCCUCAGCUGUGCUGUUCUCUGAGCAUUUGUAAUAAAGUAAUA